AAAGCUUUCUCCAACUUCAGUGUCGAACGCGGAUUUCAGACGAGCGGUGGCCGAGAAAGAGAAGAAGUAAUUUGUGCCGAGAAACUAAAGCUUGCAACACACCAAAAACACACACACGUACACGGCACACCAACACACACAAUACCCUUGGAGCUGAAAUUGAACGCCGAGAACACUGAGCGAAACGUGCGAGGGAAGUGAUAAAAGCUGCUACCUGGAGUUGGAGUUUGAUUCAUUGAUCGACGAACCGAAGCAAUGCGUCUCGACACGAACUCAAACGUGGACUUUAAAGCAUUCGAAUCCAGCUCAAGCUCAUGUCCUGUCAAAUUGGAUAAUCUGGCCACCUGGGGGGGCUCACAGAAAACAGACACACGGCUGCCGAUCACGGACUACUCCAAUCUGGGCGGACCCCGGCACAAUCGAAGUCCCUUUCCACUGUGCAAAGAGGUCAACAAUCGCUUUGUAAUCUGGGAUGGUGACAUGACCACUCUGGAGGUGGACGCCAUCACAAACACCAGCGAUGAGACUCUGACUGAAAGCAAUAGCAUAUCGGAGCGCAUCUUUGCAGUGGCUGGUAACCAGCUGCGCGAGGAGCUGAGCAUCACGGUUAAAGAAUGCCGCACUGGGGAUGUGCGCAUCACGCGUGGAUACAAUCUGCCCGCCAAGUACGUGCUGCACACAGUGGCACCUGCCUACAGGGAAAAGUUCAAGACUGCCGCCGAGAAUACGCUGCACUGCUGCUACAGAAACGUCCUGUGCAAGGCGAAGGAACUGAACCUGCACACCAUCGCCUUGUGCAACAUCAGUGCCCACCAGAAAAGCUUUCCCGCGGAUGUGGCAGCCCACAUUGCCCUGCGUACCAUCCGUCGCUAUCUGGACAAGUGCACCCUCCAGGUUGUGAUAUUGUGCGUGGGCAGUAGCGAGCGCGGCACCUACGAGGUUCUGGCUCCACUGUACUUCCCCAGGGAUCAGCUGGAGGAGCGCAGUGCCCUGUGGCAGCUGCCCAAGGACAUUGGCGGCGAGUUUGGGGAGCCGCAACAUCCGGAUCCCGAUCGCCAGAUACGGAUCAUCCGCAAUCCCCAGCACAGUGUCCACAUGCGUCACCGUUUAGCCGACGACGAUUCAGACGUGAGUCCACACGACAUGGAGGGCAAUAGCUCAGAUCUGGAGUACGGAGCACGGGAUAUGAACGGUCUCAGCCUAAACUCGUACAGCAGCGGAUUGCAGGCUCAGCUGCAGCGCGAUCUGGACCGGCAGCACCUGCUCAGUGAUCGCCCACGCACUGGAGUUUACGAGAAUGUAAUUUCCGAGGGAGUCGAGGGCAUUGAGCACCAGGAAAGGAGCAUGCCGGAAAUAUCUUAACCGUCUAGAAAAUGCCUUUCCCCUAUGUAAAUUCCUCCGCUUGUCGAAAUUUUAGAGGCUCCAGGCACGCAAUCCGUUAGCUCGGCUCAGUUUAUGGCUAAAAUUAAAUUGGAGCGGUUUAAAUGGACUGGAGAGCGGAAAGUGCUUGCCCAUCGUCCUGCACAAUGCUAAUUGGACUGGCCAAGGGUUUUGUGACCUUUUUCUGACGUAUAAAUAUGAAGCACUGUGGCGUCAUAGUUUGCGUGAAAUUUUCACAGCCGCCUGCAAAUGAAUAUUUACAACUUUGUAGGUGGUCUUCAGAAAGAGUUCACUAUUUCUUUGGCCAGCGGAGGGUCUAACAAAAUGGUGUGUCACUUGGAAAUACUGUAACAUAUUUUCUACCAAACUAAGGCUUUAUAUUUCAUUAUUCCUUGAUAUAUAUAUACUUUCAUUUGGGAUCCCUCUAAGAUACUCGUAAGAUAAUCGCAUCAAAAAUAUUUAUUUUGCCGUUUUAUUUGUAGAAAAAGAUUAGAGGUAAAUAUUUAUGAAUAUUUAUAAGUUAUAUACUCUUAUUAGCGGAGAUAAUUUGUGUUCACUUGGAACGUCUUAGGGUUACCCUAUUAAAUUAAAUAUGGAUGAAAUUCGAAGCAGAAGAAGAAGGAGGCCAAUAUAUAAUAUUAAAGAGAUGAAAAAAAAACGAAAAAGGAAUAUGGAAACGAAAAUUAAUGUAAACGUAAACCAUUCGAAUCCCUCGUUAAAUUGAUGCAUACUUGUUCCAAAUAUUGCCGACUACCCGAAUUAAAACAAUUACAAGUGACACCUCGAUCGAAGUGGAAAUCUCGUGAGUCCGCUGGUAACCGGAUCGGACGGUGGCUAUAUAAUCAGAAUAUCGAACCGUUGCAGUUCAUUGAAUGAAACCGCACAAAUGCCUCGCACACAUUUUGUAAACAUUUAAAUGCAACAUCUCCCAGGCAACUUAAUUUAUUCAACCGAUUUCAGGGGAGCUGUAUGUGCAUUCAGUGGGGUAGUGACAACUGGACGCCGCUUCCUGGACCAGUUUUCCGUUGUCACUCGCCUUUUUUGUGUGCGUGCGGGGGGAAUGCACCCCACUGUGCAGGCGCCUCUUCUCUGCCGCGUUCAAUAAAAUUCAGUCUGAGGUCAUUCAGGCACAUGCAGAAAAUAUGAUUUCAAUUUAUUAUUACUUUCCUACAACUAAUUAUUUUACUAAAGCCCUGUUAUUUAGCUUUCGGGGUAAAUAAUUAUUCACUGUUAAGGGUUUUUUAUUCGCAGUUCAUUUUUAUCGAUUACAUUCUGAGGUCAUCCAGUCUCACAUUGACGUAAACAUUAAUAUGAAGUUUGCUAGCAAGUAUACAUAUGUAGAUGAGAUAUAAAACUAAUAAAACCUAAGCCUUAUUAGCAAUAAUUUAUAAUUGAGCUAUACAGUUAAUGCUUUCUUAAUAGAACAGACUUUAAUUUAAAUUUGAGGUCAAUUUUUUCUAUAAUGUCCAUGUGCUAAGGUUUUUUUUUAUUUCAUAAUACAUUUCAAUUUGUGUUCUGAGUAAUGAUCCCAUACACCGUACAAGUUGAAAUCGUUUUGAUCUUAUCGUGUACAGUUGUACGAUUUUAUACGCACAUUAAUGAGUCAGGGGUGUUGUUGUUUAUGCCGCGUUGUUUCAACAAUCCAUUCUGAUGGAAAUGUUGCACAUUGCACGCAUACGCCCGUAAUUCCCACUGAAUGUGCAAGUGUGGGUGAGUGGUGGGUGGAUGAACCGAAAUAGCAUUCGUGUGUUCGUUUUCUGCGCAUUUAGCUGCCAACUGACAACGCAAACAUUUGAACUGAUUUCAUUUUUGGACAGUUUUGUUUUAGCCCGACUGACAUUAGUGCAAAUAAAGCCGCUAGCAUGAUGUCCUUGGGUUGUUGUUGGUGCUUCCCUGCCUCUAACGGUUCUUGCUCUUCUGGGCAUUGGUGUUGUAACUAAUUGCCAUUGGAGAGGCGAAAAGGGCGCACGCUCCAAAAAUAAGAGAACACACUCUCUCGCGAGCAACGUACACUGAUAGAAAAAGCGAGUUUGAUAAUAAAUGCGCAGGUCAAACAAGGAAACUCAUUUUUAAUAUGAUUGUGUUGGAACAAAUUUUGCAAUAUAUAUAUAUAUAUAUUUUCUUUUUAACUAUUAUCACGAUUAUACUUAAGGUAUUUUAUGUUCAGCGCAAUUCACACAGGGGUUUAUUUUGGUUAUAUUUGGCUUUGAUUUGUAAGGCAAUCUCGACUAAGCUAUUUCGAAGUAAUAUGAUUUAGCAAGACGUGUCAGCUUUUCUUUCUGUGCAGCAUCAUCGCGUGGGAGAGAACGGGAGCAAACGUUUGCGGCGACGUCGCCACUGCGUCUCUCUCUUUCCACCUUUCCCCCGCUCCUUCGCGGCUGCUGGGGCGGCGAAAAAGAUUCAAGAGUAGCCCCACUCGCCGCAAACUCGCUCAUUCGAAAAGCUUUACUCGCGGCGAACGGACGUGCACUGAGAUAUAUAUAUCCAUGAGGGCGCCAAUUCUAUAUAGGAAUCGGUGAUAAAUCCAUAAAAUCGCAUCGACCUAAAAGCUGAAAAUAUAAGGAAAAACUAUUUACAUUUUCGCAUUUCCACGAGCCGCUUCCGUACAACGCAAAAGUCUGGCCACUUCGCUGCCCGCACAUACAUUUUAUUUAACGGA
Messenger RNA from Drosophila teissieri, 4039 nucleotides. It is a transcript of the gene Gdap2, whose product is annotated as protein GDAP2 homolog. The record is from RefSeq and is a predicted model, not a curated record. The transcript is spliced from 10 exons. Lineage: Eukaryota; Metazoa; Arthropoda; Insecta; Diptera; Drosophilidae. The coding region runs from base 256 to 1362 and encodes 368 amino acids.